This is a messenger RNA of Coregonus sp. 'balchen', 3160 nucleotides long. The record is from the annotation of a GenBank genome assembly. NCBI's taxonomy places the organism in Eukaryota, Metazoa, Chordata, Actinopteri, Salmoniformes, Salmonidae.
AUGACACAAGAAUCAACCAAAGACACAAUGGAAACAACUACAGCUAUGUCCUCAAGUGCAACAGAAACUUCAACCAGUAUCUCGCCAGAACCAAGUCCCUCACAACCUUCUACAGUUACCAGUGAGACUGCCACUACAAAUGAACAAACUUCAGCAGUCACGGACGGGCAAAUAUCAGCCACCACCAUUGGACUCUCAUCUACCCAGGGAACUGAAAGUACAACUACACAGCCAACGGACACAACAACUGAAGCUGGAACGACCCAUGAUGAGCACACAACAAAGGCAGAAAUGACAACAAUGCCAGCUGAAGCAACAACCACUGUCACACAAGAACCAUCGGCUAGCCAAGAGACUUUGACAAGCCCAUCUUCCUCAAUGACUUCUGGUCACACAACAACGCCCUCUGACGUUACGAGUGAGUCUCUUACUAGCACUGCUGGAACCUACACUCCAAGUGAGGCAUCAACAACAACUUAUGAAGCAAAAACAUCUCCUGAAGAAUCAACAGCGACCACAGAUGGUUUAACAACUGCAACUGUGGAAGCUACGUUUUCAACAUUGGGAGUGACUAUGACACAAGAAUACACCAAAGACACAAUGGAAACAACUACAGCUAUGUCCUCAAGUGCAACAGAAACUUCAACCAGUAUCUCGCCGGAAACAAGUCCCUCACAACCUUCUACGGUUACCAGUGAGACUGCCACUACAAAUGAACAAACUUCAGCAGUCACGGACGGGCAAAUAUCAGCCACCACCAUUGGACUCUCAUCUACCCAGGGAACUGAAAGUACAACUACACAGCCAACUGACACAACAACUGAAGCUGGAACGACCCAUGAUGAGCACACAACAAAGGCAGAAAUGACAACAAUGCCAGCUGAAGCAACAACCACUGUCACACAAGAACCAUCGGCUAGCCAAGAGACUUUGACAAGCCCAUCUCCCUCAAUGACUUCUGGUCAAACAACAGUGCCCUCUGACGUUACGAGUGAGUCUCUUACUAGCACUGCUGGAACCUCAACUCCAAGUGAGGCAUCAACAACAACUUAUGAAGCAAAAACAUCUCCUGAAGAAUCAACAGCGACCACAGAUGGUUUAACAACUGCAACUGUGGAAGCUACGUUUUCAACAUCGGGAGUGACUAUGACACAAGAAUCAACCAAAGACACAAUGGAAACAACUACAGCUAUGUCCUCAAGUGCAACAGAAACUUCAACCAGUAUCUCGCCAGAACCAAGUCCCUCACAACCUUCUACGGUUACCAGUGAGACUGCCACUACAAAUGAACAAACUUCAGCAGUCACGGACGGGCAAAUAUCAGCCACCACCAUUGGACUCUCAUCUACCCAGGGAACUGAAAGUACAACUACACAGCCAACUGACACAACAACUGAAGCUGGAACGACCCAUGAUGAGCACACAACAAAGGCAGAAAUGACAACAAUGCCAGCUGAAGCAACAACCACUGUCACACAAGAACCAUCGGCUAGCCAAGAGACUUUGACAAGCCCAUCUCCCUCAAUGACUUCUGGUCACACAACAGCGCCCUCUGACGUUACGAAGUGAGUCUCUUACUAGCACUGCUGGAACCUCAACUCCAAGUGAGGCAUCAACAACAACUUAUGAAGCAAAAACAUCUCCUGAAGAAUCAACAGCGACCACAGAUGGUUUAACAACUGCAACUGUGGAAGCUACUUUUUCAACAUCGGGAGUGACUAUGACACAAGAAUACACCAAAGACACAAUGGAAACAACUACAGCUAUGUCCUCAAGUGCAACAGAAACUUCAACCAGUAUCUCGCCGGAAACAAGUCCCUCACAACCUUCUACGGUUACCAGUGAGACUGCCACUACAAAUGAACAAACUUCAGCAGUCACGGACGGGCAAAUAUCAGCCACCACCAUUGGACUCUCAUCUACCCAGGGAACUGAAAGUACAACUACACAGCCAACUGACACAACAACUGAAGCUGGAACGACCAAUGAUGAGCAAACAACAAAGGCAGAAAUGACAACAAUGCCAGCUGAAGCAACAACCACUGUCACACAAGAACCAUCGGCUAGCCCAGAUACUUUGACAAGCCCAUCUUCCUCAAUGACUUCUGGUCACACAACAGUGCCCUCUGACGUUACGAGUGAGUCUCUUACUAGCACUGCUGGAACCUCAACUCCAAGUGAGGCAUCAACAACAACUUAUGAAGCAAAAACAUCUCCUGAAGAAUCAACAGCGACCACAGAUGGUUUAACAACUGCAACUGUGGAAGCUACGUUUUCAACAUCGGGAGUGACUAUGACACAAGAAUCAACCAAAGACACAAUGGAAACAACUACAGCUAUGUCCUCAAGUGCAACAGAAACUUCAACCAGUAUCUCGCCGGAAACAAGUCCCUCACAACCUUCUACGGUUACCAGUGAGACUGCCACUACAAAUGAACAAACUUCAGCAGUCACGGACGGGCAAAUAUCAGCCACCACCAUUGGACUCUCAUCUACCCAGGGAACUGAAAGUACAACUACACAGCCAACUGACACAACAACUGAAGCUGGAACGACCCAUGAUGAGCACACAACAAAGGCAGAAAUGACAACAAUGCCAGCUGAAGCAACAACCACUGUCACACAAGAACCAUCGGCUAGCCAGAUACUUUGACAAGCCCAUCUCCCUCAAUGACUUCUGGUCACACAACAGUGCCCUCUGACGUUACAAGUGAGUCUCUUACUAGCACUGCUGGAACCUCAACUCCAAGUGAGGCAUCAACAACAACUUAUGAAGCAAAAACAUCUCCUGAAGAAUCAACAGCGACCACAGAUGGUUUAACAACUGCAACUGUGGAAGCUACGUUUUCAACAUCGGGAGUGACUAUGACACAAGAAUCAACCAAAGACACAAUGGAAACAACUACAGCUAUGUCCUCAAGUGCAACAGAAACUUCAACCAGUAUCUCGCCGGAAACAAGUCCCUCACAACCUUCUACGGUUACCAGUGAGACUGCCACUACAAAUGAACAAACUUCAGCAGUCACGGACGGGCAAAUAUCAGCCACCACCAUUGGACUCUCAUCUACCCAGGGAACUGAAAGUACAACUACACAGCCAACUGACACAACAACUGAAGCUGGAACGACCCAUGAUGAGCACACAACAAAGGCAGAAAUGA